AUUGUUUGCUUCCUGAGACCAGGAAACCUAACAGCCAAUUGCCUCAAUUUCUUGGCGGUACGUGUGAUUGUGCAGAUCAAGGAGGUUGUCUGAGGUCUGACAAGGGGCCAUGGAAAGAUCCUGAAAUCUUAAAGAUGAUUCAAUCUGGUGAAGCCGAAGUAGCCAUAUCAAACAGCGAAGGGAGGGUUAUUGCUUAUAACAAGAUGGUUAGAAAUAAUGACGUAUCAACUGCAGAGUCUGGUUCCGAGGUUGAUGAGCUUCUUUCUUCUAGAGCACCUGGGCCACCUCUAGAGUUAAAACUGAUGCCGGUUGAUGAAGAAAGUAGAAUGGCAAGAAACAAUGGGUCUGCUGGUGACUUGCCUGAUAGUGAUGAACAUGUUCCUGUAGUUGUGAAGCUCUUGGAUGCUGGAUCCAAAACCGUAGUCUCUAUGGAUCAGUGUAAUCCGUCCAGAGAGACGCCCUCCCAACCAUCUGUGAACGCGGAGCGAAGUCGCUUCCGAAUUGUUGCUGCAAUCCUGGCCUUCUUUGUGAUGUUAUGUAAUUUCUGCCGAGUGGCAACAGUAAAAGUCUCUCAAGGAGUUCCCAGGCUUAUUUCAAAAUUCCGUAUGCAGUCUUCUGGAUAUGAUACUUGGACCAGAUUUCAGAGAAGAUCUACAACGACCCUCAGUGAGUCCAGAAUUCAUAGAAAGAGAUAUUAGUUCAAUAAUGAGAAGGCUUACCGAAGUUGAAGAGAAGGUACAGACUUUACAAACAAAGCCGGUGCAGAUGCCCUCUGAGAAGGAGGAGCUGCUAAAUGCUGCAAUAUAUCGAGUGGAUGCACUAGAAGCAGAAUUGAUUGCAACUAAAAAGGCAUUACACGAAGCUUUGAUGAGGCAGGAAGACUUGCUUGCAUACAUCGACGCACAAGAAGCUGCGAGAUUCAGGAGGAGAAAGUUCUGCUGAUGAAGAGUGAGUUGCUGCAUUCAAGGAGAUAUUUUCCAUUUUGUUAUUCUCUUGUUGGGUAGAGUGCUGUGGUAAAUUUUUGAAUCAGUACGUGAUCUCCUUGUAUUUGUGUACAGUAGUGAUAUGAUGCACUUUACAAUCUUCUUCGAAGGUAAA
Molecule: messenger RNA, 1098 nt
Organism: Beta vulgaris subsp. vulgaris (sugar beet)
Lineage: Eukaryota; Viridiplantae; Streptophyta; Magnoliopsida; Caryophyllales; Amaranthaceae
Product: phosphatidylinositol/phosphatidylcholine transfer protein SFH8
Exons: 8
Coding region: 135-698 (187 amino acids)
Source: RefSeq, a predicted model, not a curated record